AAUCUUGUAUAUUUACGGCAUACUGAUACUAUUUCAACGCCGCGUAAUCAUGACGAAAUUUGUGGGAAUCGGGAAACUGGACGAUUGUGUACCCCAUAUCUCUGGAUGGUGAAAAAGAUCAGGUUGACAGCUGUGUACGCUCCACACCGUUCUCAGAAAGAGCAUGAACAGCUUUGUACGCCCAACACUGUUCUUGAAGUACUAUAA
Racocetra persica is the source of this 207-nucleotide messenger RNA. The record is from the annotation of a GenBank genome assembly. NCBI's taxonomy places the organism in Eukaryota, Fungi, Glomeromycota, Glomeromycetes, Diversisporales, Gigasporaceae.